CCGGGUUAGGGACGGGAGUAUGGAGGAGAUCCUGAACCAAGCCCAGAGAGAACAGGAUAAAAGCCGGAGAGAGCCAUGAGGCGAAGAGAUUUGAUGUCGCGAAUCCGUCCCGGCCCUAGCAACCAACCUCAGCCAAUCCGCUCGUCCUUUACUACCAGUGUCCGCGCGAGCCAAUCCGUUCGCCCCUUACUACGAGGGUCUGCGACAGCGUGUUCUCCCCGGUUCUGUGAAGCUGUGAUGGCGCCGCUGAAGCUCUGCAUCCCAGGAGAGAGAUUGUGCAGCGCUGAGGACGGCACUCCUGGUAAUGGCACGUACUCCAGACACGGAUAUAUUUUUGCAUCUUUAGCUGGUUAUGUAGUGAAGGAAAAUGACAAUGGAAUGGUGCCAGUCAUUUCGGUAGUUCGGGACUCAGAGCCUCAGCUCCUGCCAGAGGUUGGUGUUGUUGUAACGUGCAAGGUGACCAGUAUUAACCCACGGUUUGUCAAAGUCCAUAUUUUAUACGUGCGAUCCACUCCACUGAAAGGGACAUUUCGAGGAACCAUCAGAAGAGAAGAUAUUCGAGCAACAGAAAAGGACAAGGAGCUUUCAGAAGAACAGUGUCUUACACUUGGAAUAUAUUUUAUUGGCUGUGAAGCACUUCGGAACGACCUAGGGAUAAGAAAGAUUUCUCUAGGUGAUGCUCAGUCCAACUACCUGCUGACUACAGCAGAGAAUGAACUUGGUGUAGUAGUUGCACACAGUGAGGCAGGUGAGCAGAUGGUUCCCAUCAGCUGGUGUGAGAUGCAAUGCCCCAAAUCUCAUGGGAAAGAAUUCAGGAAAGUAGCUCGUGUUCAACCCGAAUUCCUUCACACCUGAGCCUUGUCAUGAAGAACAGCAAGGGAAUAUUUCCAUACCCUUGAAAGAUGUUGCUUCUGUGAAGCUAGUUCAUACUGAAAUUAUUGUUUGACAGUCACUCCUGUGGUUGGAUGUAUAAAUGACGGAACUAAAUUCAGUAGGACUUCGGAGCCAGAGUGAUUGCCUUUCCUUUUUUUCUGUUACUUACUGCCUGAGAUACUGAGUGACAUCACAGAUUUUACAUUUUUUAAACAAAAUAAGUAUUUUUCUUCUAUUAAAGUUUAGAUUUGAA
Molecule: messenger RNA, 1126 nt
Organism: Stegostoma tigrinum
Lineage: Eukaryota; Metazoa; Chordata; Chondrichthyes; Orectolobiformes; Stegostomatidae
Gene: exosc1
Product: exosome component 1
Exons: 8
Coding region: 76-855 (259 amino acids)
Biological process (GO): RNA processing
Cellular component (GO): cytoplasm; nuclear exosome (RNase complex)
Molecular function (GO): RNA binding
Source: RefSeq, a predicted model, not a curated record